AUGUCUCAGUUGCAACUGAAACGACUGCUCUUGUCACUGUCCUCCAGCGCGUUUGAAGUAGCUAACGCCGCGCACGACACGUUCAGCGAUGCGUUACUCCUUCUACUGGAGGUCGUCCUUCACUUCCUAGGGAAGCUCUCUUCCGUCACGUGCCGCUUUCAGUCGGAUUCCUCUCCAGUCCCGGAUUCCUCCUCCUGGGCCCAGUCCGGAUUCGGAUUCCUCUCCUGGGCCUCCACCGGAUUCCUCCUCCAGGGCCUCCAGUCAGGAUUCUCCAGGGAUUCCUCUCCUGGGCAGUCGGAUUCCUCCCCGGUCCUCCAGUCCGGAUUCCUCCUCCUGGCCUCCAGUCCGGGUUCUCCUCCUGGGCCUCCGGAGUCGGGUUCCCCUCCCUCCAGUCGGAUUCCUCCAGUCCGGAUUCCUCUCCUGGGCCUGUCGCCUCCAUCCGGGUCCUCCUCCUGGGCUCCAUUCGGAUUCCUCCUCCUGGGCCUCCAGUCGGUUCUCCUCUGCCUGGGCUCCAGUUCGGAUUCCUCCUCCGGGCCUCCAUUCCUCCCUCCUGGGCUCCAUCCGGAUUCCUCCUCUGGGCCUUCCAGUCGGAUUCCUCCUUCUGGCCUCCAGUCAGGAUUCUCCUCUGGCCUCCAGUUCGGGUCCUCCCCAGGGCUCCAGUCAGAUUCCUCCUCUUGGGCCUCAGUAAGAUUCCUAUCCUGGGCCUCCAGUCGGGUUCCUCUCCUGGCCUUCAUUUCGAUUCCUCCUCCGGAUUCCUCCAGUCCAGAUUCCUCCCCGGUCCUCCAGUCAGAAUUUCCUCCAGUCCGAUUCCCUCCUGGGCUCCAGUUCGGAUCUCCUCUGGGCCUCCAGUUCGGGAUUCCAUCCUGGGCCUUCCGGAUUUCCUCCUCCUGGGCCUCCAGAGUCCUCGGAGUCCUCCGCCUCCAGGGCCUCCAGCUUCGGGUUUCCUCCUCCUGGGCCUCCAGUCAGGAUUCCUCCUCCGGGCUCCAGUUCCGGAUUCCUCCUCCUGGGCCUCCAGUUCCGGAUUCCCUCCUGGGCCUUGUCCAUUCCUCCUGUGGGCCUCAUUCCGGUCCGGAUUCCUCUCCUGGGCCUCCCUCGGAUUCCCUCCUGGGCCUCCAGUCAGGAUUUCCUCGGAUUCUGGCCUCCAUCCGGAUCCUCUCCUGGCUCCGGUCCCAGUUCCGGGUUCCUCUCCUGGGCCUCCAGUCCUCGGAUUCGGAUUCCUCUCCUGGCUCCUGGGCUCCAGUCCGGUUCCCUCCUGGGCAUCCAGUUCCGGAUUUCCUCCUCCUGCCUCCAGUCCGGAUUCGGCCUCCAGUCAGGUUCCUCUCCAGUCAGGAUUCCUCCUCUGGGCUCCAGUCCGGAUUCCUCCUCCUGGCCUCCAGUCGGAUUCCUCUCCUCCUGGGCUUCCAGUUCGGAUUCUCUCUUGGCUCCGUCGGAUUCCUCUCCCGGGCCUCCAGUCCGGAUUCCUCCUCCUGGGCUCCUCCAGUCAGGAUUCCUCCUCCUCCUCCAGUCCGGAUUCCUCCUCCUGGCCUCCAGUUCGGUUCUCCUCCUGGCCUCCAGUCGGAUUCCUCUCCUGGCCUCCAGUUCGGAUCCUCCCCUGGGCCUCCAGUCCGGAUUCUCGUCCUGGGCCUCCAGUCGGAUUCCUCUCCGGGCUCCAGUCCGGAUUCCCCCUUCCUGGGCUCCAUUCCGGAUUUGCCUCCUCCUGGGCCUCCAGCUUCGGGUCUCCUCCUGGCUUCUCGGAUCUGGGCCUCCAGAGGCCUCUCCUGGGCUCCAGUUAUCCGGUUCGCUUCCUCCUGGGCCUCCAUCGGAUUCUCCGUCGGGCCUCCAGUCGCGGAUUCUCCUCCUGGGCUCCAGUCCGGAUUCCCUCCUCCUGGGCCUCCAAGUCGGAUUCCUCCCCCCGGCUCCUCCAGGGAUUUCUCUCCUUCCAGUCCUCCUCCUCGGGGCCUCCAGUCAAAAAGGAUCGGGCCUCCAGUCCUUCCUCCUGGGCCUCCAGUCCGGAUUCCUCCUCCUGGGCCUCCAUCCGAUUCCUCCUCCUGGUUCGGUCCAGUCCGGAUUUCCUCCAGGAUUCCUCCUCGUGGGCCUUCCAUUUCCUCCUCUGGGCCUCUGGACCAGUUCGGAUUCCUCCUCCUGGGCCGCCAGGAUUCCUCCCCCGGAUUCCUCCAGUCCGGAUUCCUUCCCGUGGCCUCCCAGUCGGGUUCCUCCUCUGGGCCUCCUCCAGUCCCUCCUUCCUGGCCCUCAAUCGGAUUCCUCCUGCGGCCUGGAUUCCUUCCUCUCUGGGCCUCCAGUACAGAUUCCUCCUCCUGGGCCUCCAGUCCGGGUUCCUCCUCCUGGGCUCCCAGUUCGGAUUCCUCUCUGGCGGCCUCCAGUCCAUUUCCUCCCUGGUCGCAGUCAGGAUUCCUCCUCUGGGCCUCCAGGUCCGGAUUCCUUCUCCUGGGCUCCCAGUCCGGUUCGGCAUUCCUCCUCCUGGCCUCCAGUCGGAAUUCCUCCUCCUUGGCCUCCAUCCGGAUUCCUCCCUCCAGUGGGCCUCCAGGGCCUCCAGUUUCGGGUUCCUCCUCCAGGCCUCCAGUUAUUCCUCCUCCUUGGCUCCAGUACAGAUUCCUCCUGGCCUGGGGCCUCCAGUCCGGUUCCUCCUCCUGGGCCUCCAGUUCGGCAUUCCCUCCUGGCCUACCAGUCCAGAUUCUCCCCGGUCUCGCAUCCGGAUUCCUCCUCCUGGGCCUCCAUUCCGGAUCCUCCUCUGGGCCUCCAGUCCGAUUCCUCCUCCUGGGCCCAUUCCGGAUUCCUCUCCUGGGCCUCCAGUCCGGGAUUCCUCCUCCUGGGCUCCAGUUCCGGAUUCCUCCAGCCCCGACCCGGUCCACCUCCUGGGCCGGGUCCUUCUCGGCUUCGUCGACCAUCUCAGGCUCCUCAGAGCGUGCCGAUAUCACGACGAUGGUAUUGAUGUCACAGAGGGUCACAGUAGCUGUAGUGCACUAA
Messenger RNA from Penaeus vannamei (Pacific white shrimp), 2964 nucleotides. NCBI's taxonomy places the organism in Eukaryota, Metazoa, Arthropoda, Malacostraca, Decapoda, Penaeidae. The record is from RefSeq and is a predicted model, not a curated record.